Spinacia oleracea (spinach) is the source of this 932-nucleotide messenger RNA. Its product is annotated as CASP-like protein 5C1. The record is from RefSeq and is a predicted model, not a curated record. The coding region runs from base 197 to 658 and encodes 153 amino acids. Gene Ontology annotation, cellular component: membrane. NCBI's taxonomy places the organism in Eukaryota, Viridiplantae, Streptophyta, Magnoliopsida, Caryophyllales, Amaranthaceae. The transcript is spliced from 3 exons.
AAUGUAGAAUCCCUCUCAUUCCACACAAUUGAUUUCCACCGUGCUGACGAUUGACGACUGACGAGUGGUGGGUGGGAAACUGUUAUGCUCUUUUCAAUUUAUUUCUUUCCCUUUUUCCACAAUAACACCAAAAUUAAUAAAUUCUUUGCAAUAAAAAAAGUAUGAGGAAUAAAAUUAAGAAGAAAAGAGAGUCAAAAUGUUAGAGGAAAUGCCUGGAUCGUUGGGCACAAGCGCAAGCUUAGCUCUUCGAUUGGGUCAGACUUUGUUUUCAUCCGCUUCCCUUUUCUUCAUGUGCCUUGAUGUUAAUUUCUAUGGCUACACUGCUUUCUGCUUCUUAGUAACGGUAAUGGGUUUGGUGAUUCCAUGGAGUUUGACAUUGGGACUAGUUGAUGGCUAUUCCGUCUUUGUUAAACGCCCUACACGUCAACCCGGAGUAAUGACCGUUAUUGUUGUAGGAGAUUGGGUUUUGUCAUUCCUUUCACUAGGAGCCGCUUGCUCAACCGCAAGCGUUGCACAAGUCAUGAUGGCGGAAAUGGUUCCGCCAUGCCCGGUGAAGAUCUGCAGUAGAUAUUCUAUUUCGGCUGCCAUGGCUUUCUUGUCUUGGUUUCUGUCUUUUGCUUCUUCUCUCUUUAACUUGUGGAUCCUUCCUAAAUUAUAGCUGGUUUUGUAUACAUAUUCCUUAUAGUAGAUUUGCCUGGUUAUAUGGAUAGUGAAAAAAUGUUAAAAAUAGGAGAGAAAAAAAUAGAAGUUGGCUGCCAAAAGAAACAAUGGUAUUGGAUGCAUCACAUGAUUAUGUCUUAUAUACUGUACAAACAUGUAGAUAAAAUUAACAAUUAUUCUUAUACUUCCAUAUUUUUUUAAAGUAUUGUAAUACUAUUGUAUUGUAUUGGACUAAAUCAAAAUGGUUCUUACUACCGCUUUCUUUUCAUGAA